Molecule: messenger RNA, 585 nt
Organism: Alternaria novae-zelandiae
Lineage: Eukaryota; Fungi; Ascomycota; Dothideomycetes; Pleosporales; Pleosporaceae
Exons: 2
Coding region: 1-585 (194 amino acids)
Source: RefSeq, a predicted model, not a curated record
AUGACCCAGAAAGCGCAUCGCGACUAUCAGGAUGGCUUCGCCGGGAGGAUAGGAUGGGGUAAACGUCCGGCGCUGCUACUUGUCGAUGUUUGUAACGCCUACUGGAACGAUGCCAGCCCAUUGGACACCAAGUCGAACCCUGCGUCUGCGGCGGCGCCCGCGUCCAUCGCAAAACUCGUCUCUGCCGCCCGCCAAGGCAAAACGCCGUUGAUCUGGACGCGAGUCGAAUACACGAAGCCGGACAUGUCGGAUGCGGGCCUCUUCUACAGCAAAGUACCGCUACUCAAGCUGUUCCAAGUCGGCUGCGGGAACGGCCUGGAAAGUUGGUAUCCUGGUUUAGAGCCCGCCGCUGGUGAAGUCGUCGUCCCCAAGCGCUACCCGUCCGCAUUCUUCGGGACCGAUCUGGCUGCGCAACUCCAAAGUUGCAACGUCGAUACUGUCAUAAUCUGUGGUGUCGUGGGAGAAGCAUGCGGUGACUUAUCACCUGCGGUCCACAAAGCAAACCUUUCCGACAUCAAUGCAAAGAUGGCGGAUGUGGUUUCUGAGGAUGAAGCAAUUCAGAAGCUGCAGGCUGGAUGGAACUGA